AUGAGUGAAAAUCAAGUCUUCUGGUUAAUUUCAGCACCAAAUCUUCAAGGUGCUGAUAUCUUUGAUUUAGUUAAUCAAAAAACUGCCAAAGAAAAUUCAUUAUCAGAAAAUAGAAAAUUCAAUACACCAUCAUUAAGAGUUGGUACUCUUAAUUCAUUAAUUACCCUCAAUGAUGAAUUACAAAAAAUCGAUACUCUCGUCGAAGCAACCACUAAAAAAAUCGCCAAACAAUUAGUCGAUUUAGUUGGUACCAAACCAGGUAAAGAUAAGAGUCUUUCAAUUAAUGGUGCUACCAUUCCACAAUAUCUUCAACAAUUUGUUUGGGAUGAUGCUAAAUACAACUUAAAAUUAUCAUUACAAGAAAUUGUCGAUAAAAUUUCACAAUCUGUUUCUAAAAUUGAUGAUGAUUUAAAACUUAAAUCAUCCGAAUAUAGUUCUUUAUCAAGUUCAGUUGCUGCUGAAGAAAGAAAGGCCGGUGGUUCGCUCCAAGUUCGUUCAUUAAAUGGUUUAAUUACCCAAGAUAAUAUCGUUCAAACUGAUUAUCUUACUACCGCUUUUGUUGCCGUUCCAAUCACUGCUGAAAAAGACUUUUUAGCUUGUUAUGAAACCCUUUCAGAUUAUGUUCUUGCCAGAUCAGCCAAAAAAGUUGCACAAGAUAAUGAAUUUUAUUUAUAUAGUGUAUUUUUAUUUAAGAAAUUCUAUGAAAACUUUAAAAAUAAAAUCGGAGAAAAGAAAUGGGUAGUUAGAGAUUUCAAAGUUGAAAGCGAAAAACCAACUCAAGAAAGAGCCAAAUUAACAGAAGAAAAAAAGAAUUAUAGAACAGGUUUAAUUCGUUGGUGUAGAUUAAAUUUCCCAGAAGCCUUCAUGGCCUGGAUUCACUUAAAAGUCGUCAGAGUAUUUGUUGAAUCAGUUCUUAGAUUUGGUAUUCCAUUCGAUUUCCAAGCUAUCCUUAUGCAACCAUUAAAGAGAGAAGAUAAAAAACUUCGUGAUAUCCUUUUCGAACAAUUCAAAUAUUUAGGUUCUGCUCACAUCUCUGGUAAGAAUGAAGCUGAUGAUAGUGAAAAAUUCUACCCAUAUGUCUAUAUACCAAUCAACUGGGAACAAUAA
Messenger RNA from Dictyostelium purpureum, 1107 nucleotides. RefSeq names its product H(+)-transporting ATPase. Bases 1 to 1107 code for a protein of 368 amino acids. Gene Ontology annotation, cellular component: vacuolar proton-transporting V-type ATPase, V1 domain. NCBI's taxonomy places the organism in Eukaryota, Evosea, Eumycetozoa, Dictyosteliales, Dictyosteliaceae. Gene Ontology annotation, molecular function: proton-transporting ATPase activity, rotational mechanism. The record is from RefSeq and is a predicted model, not a curated record. The transcript is spliced from 5 exons. Gene Ontology annotation, biological process: proton transmembrane transport.